This is a messenger RNA of Hydractinia symbiolongicarpus, 2313 nucleotides long. RefSeq names its product probable alpha-ketoglutarate-dependent hypophosphite dioxygenase. NCBI's taxonomy places the organism in Eukaryota, Metazoa, Cnidaria, Hydrozoa, Anthoathecata, Hydractiniidae. Bases 239 to 1183 code for a protein of 314 amino acids. The transcript is spliced from 5 exons. The record is from RefSeq and is a predicted model, not a curated record.
UGCCUCGUUUUUUAGACAAAAUUCGCGCAAAAGAUAAUAAACAAAAUAUUCAACUCCUUUAUAGUCGGAUUAAAACGCCCGGGUCGGAAUUAAAGAACGGCAAAAAAAAGUUCUGUUUGAACCUUGCAAUACAAACAAAGCGACUGUUUAUUUUCAUGGAUAUUAUAUUACAGUUUUUUUUAUUAAAAUCAUUUCGCAGAUAAGUUGAUCCCAUGCUACAAAGCUUUAAAGAAACAAGAUGCAGAGACAUUCGAUUAAAUUGUUUCUAAGAAGAUUUACGCUUUCUCAAAGAAGAAGUUUGAAAUAUUUAACAAGUAAUCAAGUGGACCAGUACAAUAAUGACGGUUACGUGGUUGCGAACUCCUUGCUUAAUAAGGAAGAAAUCACCGAAGCGAGGAAGGCGCUGGAACAACUAAUAGAUAGAUCAAGAAGCACGGCGAGGUCUGACGAGAUAUAUGAACUACAAGAUGAUCACAACAGUGAACAUCCAAAAGUUGAAAGAAUAAAGUUUCCGUCCGAACAACAUCCUGUUUUUAAAAAACUGCUAAAUCAUCCUAAGUUACUCAACGCUGUAGAAGAUUUGAUCGGACCGUCCUUUCGUUACAUGCCACAGGAUAAACUGAAUGUAAAACCAGCUGGUCAUGGAGGCGCCAUUCGAUGGCAUCAAGACUGGGCGUUUUUUCCACAUACAAACGACAGUGUACUAACAGCUAGUGUAUUGCUUUAUGACUCCAUCAGAGAAAAUGGUUGUUUACAAGUAAUACCCAAGUCUCAUAAAGGACCUAUCAUAUCACAUUUCCACGAUGGAAAAUUUGUAUCAACUAUCACUGAAACGAACUUUCAAACAGAAGAUUCAGUUUACCUGGAAGCGCCAGCAGGAAGUGUCACUCUACAUCACGUACGAAUUAUCCACGGCUCAGCGAGAAAUACAUCAACUUUGCCCAGAAGCGUGGUUUGUUUUAUAUAUAACGCUAUGGAUGCAUGGCCGCUAUUAGGUGUAGCUGGUUCAGAUUUUAAAAACACGGGUCCCGUUGAUUUCGAUAUGUUUGAUAAAACUCGAUUACGAGGGGAGAAGUGCAUAACACCAAGAUUAGAAAAGGUGCCGGUACACUUACCUGUUCCGUUUGAUUACCCGUCGACAGUGUUCGAUAUGCAGUUCGAAGUGGAGGAGCCUCAAGCAUGAGAGCUGUAAACACGUAACAACAAAUAUUUCCUCUCAGUAUUCAAAUUAAUAGAGAGACGGACAAUACAAAAUGACGGUAAUUUUCCCAUCUAUUCUAAUUCAACCUCUUUUCCUCCCUCUCCCCUAACAAUAUCCACCUUUCCCUUUUUGUUAGACUAUCAGUAAAAUUGUGAAGCACAAGUACACAUAAAUAAUUUAUUUCCUUAGAAAGAAUUCUAUUCAGCUAUUGCUUUCUCCCCAGAACGUAUCAAAUUAAGGAAAAAAAUAAUCCUCUCCAUUUAUUACCUCCCUUCCUGACCUUUAAUUAGGUUAUUAAGAGCACUUACCCGAUUUUUAGACAUUAAAAGACCUUAAUUACUACAGAGUUAAUUUUGAAUACCGUAUUUUCUCCAGUUGGCUCCUCUUUUUAGCACCUCCUCUUUUGUCUUUUUCCGUAUAAAAUGCUAAGAAAAUUUAAACAUAAAAUUGAUGCAAAUAGUGCAAAUAAGUAACCUCUCACAAUUAACUCUCAAUUAACCUCUCACAAUUAACUCUCAAGUAACCUCUGACAAUUUUAUGUUGGGAUUUUUUUAAAUAAUUUUAUGUGCGUCCCCGUUUAAAAAGCAAACUUUCGAGAAAAAUUAAUAAGUACCCGGGUGCUUAAUAGAAAAAACUAUGCAAGAAGAAUUUAAAGAGAAAAAAGCCUCCUUGAACUGUGUAAUUUUUACUUGUACAAAUACAUUUUUUACAAAUCGUUGUCAAAUGACUGGAACAGUGAUUAUUUAUCUAUUCUUGGGGUGCCCUAAAGUCCAGUAUGCCAAUUCUCCUUUAAAGAGUGUGGAAAUAAUAUUUUUUUUAAAUAACAAAUUGUGAUCUCACGCAGUUCAGUGUAGCGCAUUUUCCCUCCAUCCUAGCAGAUCAGGAUAUUAGUUAGAAAUUUGCUUUACCGUUUUUUUGCUUUGUAAUAGCGUUAAUUUGCAAUGCAAUGUGAAAAAGGGCGGACAUUGGAUGUUAGUAAAAGAAAACCACACAUGAUCCUAUGCAGUUUUAAAUUUCAACAAACCCGUAUCACGGGUAGUCUUGGUUACCAUUUUGGAAAAGGUAUAUCUUAAGAUCUUGUGACUUGUACACAAUCUAGAAUAGGUCUCGUA